CUCUGACACUUCACCGAGAAUAGUCACACUUCACACAUCCAAAAUGCUAACAGCGGAUGAGGGACACAAUGUAAUUAGUAGCCUAAGCUAAUGAUGUUGACUUAAUUCUGGAAAAACACGGAUACCCCUAACAAUGUCCAUGGGCGGAACGACGGAAAGCACACAGAUAACAGGACGUCUACAGUUCUUAUUUUUAUUGGAACAGAGUAAAGCCAGCCCUAGUACUAUAUUUAGUCAUAACUGUCUAACAUUGAAUGCACAGUUUCCUCCCGUGGAGAAAUUGCGAAAGGACCAUGACCGUAAGCUUACUUGUCCAACCACCACUGUUGAUUUCAACUCUGACUCUUUUCUGCAGCCUUUUGCCACUGUAUAGGGCAGCCCUAUUUAAGCAGGCCUAAAUGUUUAUAAUGGAUUUUGCAAGUGCAUAUUAAUGAUCACCAGGGAAACUGCAUGCAUGCAUGCCCGAUUUUGUAAUUUCGCGUUGCUAGAUGGCAUUUUUUUUGCAUAUUUGCAGACAACGAGGAAAGUCUCAAAUGCAACUGUGAUUAAAUAAAUAAGGAAACUAAAUGCGUAUUGCGCGCGGAACGGUUUUAAUUAAUACCUUAUCCCCUGCAGUCCUUAAACAUGUGAACUAGAGUGGCAAUCAAUCCCCAGAGUUAGAUCACAAUACUGUUUAUACUAUGCUGUAUAUAUUAGGCCUGUAAAAUCUCCAUAUCCCUCAAGAGUAGAUGGAUCAUUAUUGUUCACUGACAACCACUUUAAAUAAGCAGGUUACUGGGUGAAUGCAGUAUUUGAAGAUGCUCAUAUGCAUAUUUUUGCUGUUUAAGUCUGUCUUCAUGCUUCCAGGAUACUGUACGUCAUUGUUUGUCACAUUGUGUGUGUGUGUGUGUGUACGUUUGUGUUUAAGAAGUCUUAUGAUCCUGAGUGUGAAAAUGCCAUUUUGAGCCUCUUAUACCAUGUGCAGUUGCAUCAUUGGUCAUGGGAUCACACCGGAGAAGCCCUGCAUAGGAGGAAGUCAAGAGAUGAGCCUUACGCGCACGCACACACACACACACACACACACACACACACACACACACACACACACAUAAGCACACAGCCAUAACCACAAUCAGGGUAUGCAUGCACUACACACACACACACACACACACACACACACACACACACACACACAUGCAAACUUGCCAAAUGUUUUGGAGACAGUAAUAAUAACCUGUACCUGUACUACCAAAGUGAGCUCGAGGGCAUGACCUCGUCAUGCUUCAUGUGCUUUAGUGGCAGAUAAUGACCUCAGAGCAUAUACGAUAUCUUUAGACAUUGUCUCAUGACAGCCUUAUAUUAUGAACAGGUUCCUGGAAUUUCGCAUAAAGGGGAAAUGACCAGACAGACAAUGUUUUUCCUUAGAUAGAUACAUAACAAUGUUGGUCAGUUUACCAAUUUCUACUGGGUGUCUCGUUUUUCGUUAUAGCGGAUGCUCAUGCAGGUGUUAUGGCUUUAGGAAGGUUUUUGUUUUAAUUUUUUAAUGCAUUCCAUUCAAAAACAUUGUUCAGUGUAUGCAUGCCAUGGCUCACACAAGCACCUUUUUUUGUAAAUGUUUGUGCGAUGGCACACUGGUAAAAAAACAAAACAAAUUGGGGGAUGAGGAGUGCACUCAGAUUUAUUUAUGGAGGUUUAUUUAUGUCUUUAUUUGUCUAUUAUUCAGCUUAUGGCAUUUCACAACAUCACUUAUAUCAAGUGGACACACAGUAGGCAAUUACACAGCUGUAUGUGAAUCAGCAUGCUUCCUAGGUUGUUUUUAUGCAUUAUCCUUCAACAAAUACCAAUAUAAAUACACAUUUUAUACAGUCUAUGGCAACUACUGACACAACUGUAAUUUGAAUGUUGUAGAAUAAGCAUUCUAAAGAAUAUCCAACCCCAUCUAACUUAAACAUUCUUGCAUCGAUGAGGAACAUUAUUUUAUUUUCUAUGGCUUUGGUGUAUGUGCUUACCAGUUCAUGUUCAGGGCCGCUGCUCUGGACUAAGGAUCUUGGGAUUCAUGCUGUCAUGACCAUUAUUAUUUGUGCAUGUUAAACACAUAUCAGUAAACACACAGAGAUGGACACCUGAGUCAAUGUAAUGAAAUCCAGAAAUCAAUUCUGUAACAUAUUCCUGUUCUGCGAUAUGAGUGUACAAUGAGGGGAAGUACAUACACAGACAAAGUUAAAAGUGAGAAGUCAAACAAAAUCAAAAGCUUGUGAAUUAAUUUAUGAGGCAAGUUUUUAGAACAUGUAAAUCUAUGGAAAUUUCUUUCUGGUGUCCCCCAGUUCAGCUUGAUAUCCAAUAGUCGCAACAGAGUGCAUGCUGCUUGGUGUGUGGUGUGUGAUUUUUGUGUGUGUGUGUGUGUGUGUGUGUGUGUGUGUGUGUGUCUAUGUCUGUGUGUUAUGUUAGGUCAGGUACUUGUGAAACAUGCUAUGCGAGUGUGGAAAAAAUGUUUGGAGUAACAACAGAUACAUUCUUCCCUUUGCACUUGCAAAACAGAUGAGUGUUUUCUCUACUAUGAGGUGAGAGAGUAAACGGGUGGUGGCAGAGAGAGAGAGAGAGAGAGAGAGAGCAGAUAGAGAGGGAGCAGGCAGAGAUAGAGAGUGAGAGAGGGAGCAUGCAGAAAGAGGGAGCAGAGAGAGUGAGAGAGAAAGAGAGCUGAAUGGAAGGGAACUAUAUAAGGAUGAAGACAAGGAGUAUCUAGUGAGUCAGUGAGAGGGAGCGAGUGUGUGUGAGCACGCUGCAGGGCAUCCUACAGAGCGUGAGAGUGAAAAAAGAAAGCUAGAGACUUUCAACAAAGUAAGGGACAGAAAGAGAAAGUGGGAAAAGAAGAACAGCGUGGAGCUCAAGACAAAAUAGAACACAACAGAGAGCAAAGACAUCUCCAUGCAGAGGAACAGGAUCAGAGAACAGCAGAGGCCAUCUAGAAACUACUACAGCUACAGUGUUUUUGAGUGCCUCGGUGUGAGUGUGUGUGACUGUGCAGUUGGCCAAAGUGUGCUGUAAGUGCUCUGUGUUUCUCUGUAACAGAGAGGUUGCUUGCCAGUGGAUGUGUGCAUUGUAGUGUGUCUGCUUGUGAACCUCAGGGCCUGUUUGUGAGUGUGUGUGUGUGGGUGUGUGAGUGUGUGUGUGUGUGUGUUUGAUAACGAUGCUUGUCUGCUGUGGCGGUGGGCUCCGUGUCCGGUCCUGGCUGACCUUUGUGACAGGCCUGUUUGAGUGUCUGUGUUUCGCCGGCGCUGUGUUCGGCUGGGCUUCGCUGGUCUUCGUGCUCAAAGGUGAUGGCUACUUCAGCCAACUAUGCGUCAACACCACCUCCAGCAAUGGCACAUACACCAUGGACUGCAGUGAGCAGGAUGAGAAGCUCUCCCUCAUCUUUACCAUUGCGUCCUUCAUGAACAACUUCCUCACACUGCCCAAUGGCUUCCUUUUUGACCGCUUUGGCACCAUGGUUACCCGUCUUCUUGGAAUAUCCAUAUACACCACGGGGACCAUGCUGAUAGCCUUCUCAAACGCUGCUGUGUCCAUCGUGCUGUUCCCUGCUCUCUCUUGCAUUGCGGUCGGAGGAAUUCUCUUUCUGGUGACAAACAUGCAGGUUGGAAACCUGUUUGGUUCACGGCGCUCCACUAUAAUCACCCUCUACAAUGGUGCAUUUGAUUCUUCCUCAGCCAUCUUCCUCAUCAUCAAGUUGCUGCAUGAGAGCGGCGUCUCCCUACAGGCCUCCUUCCUCUUCCUGUCCUCGUGCAGCGUGAUCCACGUGCUGCGCACCUUCCUACUCAUGCCCCGGAAACACAUCCCCUACCCACUACCUGAGGACUACACUUAUGGAAUUAGCUGUGGCCAGAAGAGAAGCUAUAGCAUAGAGGACAAAUCAGCCAAUGGAGGAAACAUUCAGAGCCCUGCUGUUACCGAGGAAACCAAUCUUAAAGAGGGCUCGCCAUCCUCCCAAAGCAAGCCAGUGUGUGUGCCAGAUAAGAGUUUCCGGAGCUGUGCGCUGUCCUGGUUCUUCCUGUGGCACUUGCUUUGGCUGUCUGUCAUGCAGCUGAGGCACUACCUCUUCAUCGGCACCCUCAACCCCAUGCUGAAUCGUCUCACCGCAGGGGAACCAGCUCUGGUGAGCACCUACACGAAUGCGUUUGCCAUCACUCAGCUGUGUGGAGUGCUGUGUGCUCCCUGGAAUGGACUCCUCAUGGACCGACACAAGGGACGCACCAGAAAGCCAGGUGAGAGCGAGCGUGAGGCGGACCUGCGGGCAGCCAUCUUGUCGCUGGCCCUGACGGCCCUGCAGUGCCUGCUAUUCUCUGUGUGUGCGGCCACUCCGCUGCUGCCCCUGCAGUAUCUCACCUUCAUCCUGCAAGUGCUCAACAGGUCCUUCCUCUACGGGGGAAACGCAGCCUUCAUUAGCGUGGCGUUCCCAGCAGCUCAUUUUGGGAAGCUGUAUGGUCUGGUGAUGGCCCUAUCUGCAGUGGUGUCCCUGUUGCAGUACCCGUGUUUCGCCCUCAUCAAGGGCCCCCUGGGAGGAGACCCGCUCUAUGUGAACAUUGCACUGACCUUAUUGACCUUACUGGCCUUCAUCCACCCUGCCUAUGUCUACCACCACUGUCGUCGCCAGGCAACGCAGAGGGGCAAAACUACAGACUAGCUCUACCAGUUCACAGACAGAAGGGACCAACUUACACUUUAACCUACGUGUUAUAUGUUUUAGUUCAGUAUUUUUUAUGUAAUUUGCCUUUUAACACAUAUGUGGGUUCAAAUGCAUAACACUAGCUUUAGCUUUUUUACAUUAAAGACAUCCAUUCCAAUUAAGGAACUUGAAUCUAUUUAAGGAAAUGAAUAGGGAGUUAGGUUAAUGAACUGAAAAUUGUAUCUGAAACUCCAGAGGUGGGAGGAAGUACUUUACGAGUAGGAGCUAUCUCACCCUUUGCCAAAGGCCACACAAGACGUGUGAAUUUACAUAAUGAUUUUAUUAGGAGAUCAUAUUUUGUUCCCGAGAAGUCAUCUUGCAUUGCAUCUGUGCUUGUGCUGUAUUUCCAUAUAAUGUUUAAUGCCAUUCCUUUCUGGUGGAAAGACACACAACACUGGCUCAGAAGUGAGCAGGUUUUAGAAUGUGGUGUCACACCUGCCUUAUCCCUCCGACCCCAGACCUCCGCAAGAGAGCAGCUGUUCCACGUCACACACAUAAGCAGUCACACACGCACAUAACCCCCCCACCACCACCACCACACACACACACACACACACACACACACACACACACACACACACACACACACACACACACACACACACACACACAUACAUACAUCAUGCAUACAUACAGACAGACAAAUACACACAUACAAACACAGAGAUAGAGAGUCACACAGUCAGACAGUUACUGUCUAGGUCAUGCUGCCCUCUCUUGACCAAACCAGAUUGUUGUGUCAAGUGGGCAAACAUGUUUAUCUCAUUUGUCUCUUAGCAAACUCAGAGCUCGUCAGUGAUGUCAUGUCAGUGUUAAAAAGAGUAUUAGUCAGUGCCAGUAUUAUGAUUUUGUACUGCUUUUUAUACUAAAGGGAAUCACAUGCAAUAAAUGAAACCAUGUGAAAUGUA
Molecule: messenger RNA, 5607 nt
Organism: Alosa sapidissima (American shad)
Lineage: Eukaryota; Metazoa; Chordata; Actinopteri; Clupeiformes; Clupeidae
Product: solute carrier family 43 member 3-like
Exons: 13
Coding region: 3167-4657 (496 amino acids)
Biological process (GO): transmembrane transport
Molecular function (GO): transmembrane transporter activity
Source: RefSeq, a predicted model, not a curated record